Corticium candelabrum is the source of this 592-nucleotide messenger RNA. Its product is annotated as stress-activated protein kinase alpha-like. The transcript has a single exon. Gene Ontology annotation, cellular component: cytoplasm. Bases 36 to 566 code for a protein of 176 amino acids. Lineage: Eukaryota; Metazoa; Porifera; Homoscleromorpha; Homosclerophorida; Plakinidae. Gene Ontology annotation, molecular function: protein tyrosine kinase activity; ATP binding. Gene Ontology annotation, biological process: protein phosphorylation; signal transduction. The record is from RefSeq and is a predicted model, not a curated record.
CUCACUGUCAAGAUGCAACUUAUUAUUACAUUGGAAUGGGAGUUAUUCUUGUUAUAGGUAUUAUUACUUUAUUCGUUAUUGUAUUAUGGCGCACUAGAAAAGGACGAAGAGAACGAGAAACGGCUUUGCGUCGUCACAUCCAAACAUUGAAUGAUGCGUGGCAGAUCAGUUGGCAAGAAAUAGAACUGCAGGACAAAAUAGGAGGAGGAGCAUCAGGAAGAGUGUGGAAAGCGCAAUAUCGUGAUAUGGACGUUGCUGUAAAAAUGCUGAUCGGCGAUGAUGAAUCCCAAUCGUCGUUGGAAUUUGCUGGAGAAAUUAAAUUUAUGCAAACAAUGCGUCAUCCAAAUAUUGUACUUUUUAUUGGAGCGGGUAGAACGAAUCCACGAGCGCAACCAUUUCUCGUCGUCGAGUUUGCGCAUCGAGGUUCAUUACGUCACGUACUGGAUGACGUCAGUAUUGAAAUAAAUCAAAAUCGUAAAAUUGACUUCGCUCUAGACGCUUCGAAAGGAAUGGAAUUUCUUCACCAAUUGGACCCACCGAGAAUUCAUCGAGAUGUGAAGAGUUAGAACUUACUAGUUAGUCGAAGUUGGAU